AUGGUGAAGAAUCAACCAGUCUGUAAAGCUUGUGGAUACACUUCCAAUCCAGUUGGGGCGAGAUUUUGUUCUUCCUGUGGAACCAAGUUGAGCUUGGAAAGCGAAGACAUCGCCACCAUGGAAAACCCAACGGCGACCGCGGUUCCAAUUUCAGAAGCCUCUCCUGCAGCAGAAGAUACGGCUCGAGGAGAGGCUCAAGCAGAUGCAAUUCCACGUGCCAUUGAGACAAACCCUGCAAGAUUCUACAAGAAUCCCUCAGAUGAAAUGCUGAAAAGUGCACCCGGUCACCAUACCCACUGUGGACUUCUGUUUAUCAACACGCCUACUACUUUCAACUCUGGAAAGGUCACUGUCCCUCGUGUGAUUGAUGUUUUUUCGAUCUUGGAUGGCGCAAAAAUAGAUCUUUCGGUUGCAGAUUUUAUCCACCCUGCCACCAAGGUGCGCGUCGUACCGAGUAUCAUGUCGGGGCUGAAAAUUACUGUUCCUCAAGGGGUACGGGUAGAGGUAAAGGGACUUGCCAUCCUGGGAGGGAUGGAGGGACCCAAAAGACAAAAUAUUGACGUGUCCCAAGAUGCUCCUCUGCUUCUAGUGAAGGGUCUGACAUUGAUGGGCGGCGUAAAGGUCUUAGUUAAUGAACGAGUGCCACCGAUUCAGGUUGUUCACUGA
Molecule: messenger RNA, 666 nt
Organism: Cylindrotheca closterium
Lineage: Eukaryota; Bacillariophyta; Bacillariophyceae; Bacillariales; Bacillariaceae
Source: the annotation of a GenBank genome assembly